This is a messenger RNA of Daucus carota subsp. sativus, 1879 nucleotides long. RefSeq names its product monolignol oxidoreductase AtBBE-like 13. The transcript has a single exon. Gene Ontology annotation, molecular function: oxidoreductase activity; FAD binding. The record is from RefSeq and is a predicted model, not a curated record. NCBI's taxonomy places the organism in Eukaryota, Viridiplantae, Streptophyta, Magnoliopsida, Apiales, Apiaceae. The coding region runs from base 40 to 1635 and encodes 531 amino acids.
UUUCAUUCUUUAAGCACAAGACAGAGACACAAGUAAGACAUGGCUUCUGUAGUAUCUGUCACACUUUCAUGUGUUAUCAUUUUGGUAUUAGCUUUAGCUGCUACUUCAAAUCCUAUUCAGGAUAGUUUUUACCAGUGUCUUGGUCUGAAUUCCAAGGCCUCUCCAAUUCCGUUUUCUUCGUGUUUUUACACACCCAACAUCACCUCAUUCAGCUCUGUUCUUCAGUCCACGGCGCAGAAUUUAAGGUGCUUGGUGCCUACUGUGCCGAAGCCUGAGCUUAUUUUUACGCCAGUGCAUGAAACGCAUGUGCAGGCUGCUGUAGUAUGCGUGAAAAAACUUGGAAUUCAGCUGAGGAUUCGGAGUGGUGGGCAUGAUUAUGAGGGACAGUCUUAUACUUCUGAAAUGGAACCACCGUUUGUGGUGGUUGAUCUGUCGAAGCUUCGAGGGAUUAGUGUUGAUAUUGAAAAUGGCACUGCAUGGGUCCAGGCUGGUGCAACCAUUGGCGAGGUCUAUUACAGGAUUGCUGAGAAGAGCAAAGUGCAUGCCUUUCCGGCUGGACUUUGCACGAGUUUAGGCGUUGGUGGGCACAUUACAGGGGGCGCGUAUGGUCCUAUGAUGAGGAAAUUUGGCCUCGGGGCUGACAAUGUUGUUGAUGCUAAAAUCAUUGAUGCUAAUGGUACGAUUCUGGACCGGAAAUCAAUGGGGGAGGACUACUUUUGGGCCAUUAGAGGAGGUGGUGGAGGAAGUUUUGGGGUCAUCUUAUCUUGGAAGAUCAAGUUGGUUCAAAUUCCAUCAAGUGUAACUGUGUUUACAGUUCCUAAGACCUUAGAAGAAAACGCGACAAAGAUCCUGUACAAAUGGCAACAAGUUGCAGCAGAUAAAUUGGAUGAGGAUCUCUUCCUCAGAGUGUUCAUCCAACCUGCAAACUCUACAAAAAAAGGGGAGAGGACCAUUCAAACUACUUAUCAAGGCUUGUUUCUUGGAGCAACUGAUAGGCUAGUUCAAGUCAUGGACGAAACGUUUCCUGAAUUGGGUUUGCAGGCUAAAGACUGCAAAGAAAUGAGCUGGAUUGAAUCGGUUCUCUACGUUGCACAAUAUCCAAGUACAGUACCUACUAAAGCCCUGCUAGACGGCAAAUCAACAUUCAAGAAUUAUUUCAAAGCUAAAUCUGAUUUUGUGAAAGAGCCAAUUCCUGAAAGUGGGCUUGAAGGGAUCUGGACCAGGUUUUAUGAAGAGGAUUCCCCCCUGAUGAUCUGGAAUCCCUAUGGUGGAAAAAUGGCUAAUAUUUCUGAAUCCGAAAUUCCAUUUCCACAUAGGAAAGGCGUGCUGUUCAAAAUUCAGUAUGUCACGUCAUGGUAUGAAUCAGCCAAAGAUUCAGUUACCAAGCACGAGGACUGGAUGCAGAAAUUUUACAAUUACAUGGCUGCUUAUGUUUCCAAGUCCCCAAGAACGGCCUAUGUGAACUACAGAGAUCUUGAUCUGGGAAUGAAUAAAUAUGGAAAUGCGAGCAUCACAGAGGCAAGCGCUUGGGGUAAUAGGUAUUUCAAGGACAAUUUUGAUCGAUUGGUUCAAGUAAAGAGCAAAGUUGAUCCAGAAAACUUCUUCAGUCAUGAACAAAGCAUCCCAGUACAAUGAGAACCGAAAAACAGAAGAUUCUUCUGAGCAUCAUUGUUUGACACUAUACUAAAGAAUAACAAUGUUUCUAUCUUUUCAAAUCAAAUAUCAUACUAAAAACAAAAGGACAUAUACUGAUCCAUGUUUGCUUACCUGCAAUGUAUGUUUUAAUUUUGUAAGUAGUGAUCAAGGAUCAAGUAAUUUUCAAUUAUUUUAGCAUCUGUAUGUGAUGAGGAAGAGUAUAAUAAUAUUUUGCUUUAACAAA